AUUUAGAGUCAUAGCAAGAAAUGCUAUCGGCACAGUGAGCCCACCCUCUCAGUCUUCUGGAUAUGUCUUAAUCAGAGAUGAGAGCUUUUCUCCAAACAUUGAGUUUGGACAGGAAUACUUUGAGGGAGUCUCUAUUAAAGCUGGAGAAAUCAUCAGGCUAAAAGUAACAAUCAAAGGAAGACCUACACCAAAAGUUACCUGGUACAGAGAUAAUAUUGAAUUAACCAAGAAAAUGGUUGAUAUCACAACAAUUUCUGGAUCAAGUACCCUCUUUAUCAGAGAUGCUGACCGUAGUCAUCGUGGUCUUUAUACUGUGGAAGCCAUAAAUCCCUUAGGAUCUAAAAAGGAAUCAGUGAAAGUUAAAGUCUUUGAUACACCUGGUGAACCUGUUGGACCAAUCACAUUCUCAAAUAUAUCUGAGGGCAAAGUAACACUUUCAUGGAAUCCACCUGAGAAUGAUGGUUGUUUUGAGGUCACUCAUUACAAUGUUGAGAAACGUGAAACCUCUAAAAUUUCAUGGGCACUUGUUACGGACGAGUGCUUGGCAAGCACAUACACUGCCACCAAACUGAUCAAGACAAAUGAGUAUCAGUUCCGUGU
Sinocyclocheilus anshuiensis is the source of this 600-nucleotide messenger RNA. RefSeq names its product titin-like. Gene Ontology annotation, molecular function: protein binding. The transcript is spliced from 3 exons. The record is from RefSeq and is a predicted model, not a curated record. NCBI's taxonomy places the organism in Eukaryota, Metazoa, Chordata, Actinopteri, Cypriniformes, Cyprinidae. The annotation marks the transcript as partial.